Molecule: messenger RNA, 723 nt
Organism: Pedinophyceae sp. YPF-701
Lineage: Eukaryota; Viridiplantae; Chlorophyta; Pedinophyceae
Source: the annotation of a GenBank genome assembly
AUGUCUCGGCGCCGCUCGCGCACUGGGAUCGUGCCGGUCGUCAUUCUGAGCGUGUUGGCGGUGGCUGUGUUGUGGCACGUUUCGUCGCUGUUCGGGCUCGCGACGCGCCACACGGGCGGGGACUCGAAGAAGAUACAAGUGGACCGUGCGUCGCUGCAUCGCGAGGAGAAGCAGAAGUCGGAGCAGAACCAGGUGAUCGCGGAGAAGAUGGCAGGUCCUCCAGAGGACUCGCGCGCGCCGCGCGUCGAGCUGGAGACGAGCAUGGGCAGCGUAGAAGUCGAGCUGUACAUCGACCACGCCCCGAAGACGACGAAGAACUUCAUCGAGCUCACAAAGAGCGGCUACUACGACGGCGUCGUCUUCCACCGCAUCAUCCGCGACUUUAUGAUCCAGGGCGGGGACCCCACCGGCACGGGCCGCGGCGGCGAGUCGUACUUCGGCGACAAGUUCGAGGACGAGUUCACCUCGGAGCUCAAGUUCACGGGCGCCGGCAUCCUCGCCAUGGCCAACGCGGGGCCGGACACCAACGGCAGUCAGUUUUUCAUCACGCUCGCGCCCACGCCGUGGCUCGACAUGAAACACACCAUCUUCGGCCGCGUCUACACCGGGAUGGGGGUUGUCGAGCGCAUGGGCCUCGUGCAGACGGACGGCGGGGACCGGCCCGUGACGGAGGUGAAGAUCUUGCGGGCCAAGGUGACCCACGUGGGGUCGUAUAAGGGGUAG